AUGUACCGUCAAGCUUCUUCUGGAGUUCCGGAGAUUUUCGACCUGUCUAAUAGUCUUCUCGCACCGGAAGCACAUGGAGCAUUCGGCCGCGACUCGGCCUGGUUUUCAAUCGUUUUGUACAUGUCUCGUGAAGUGUUUACCGCUCGGUACGUGGUUUGUUGUCAACGGGCUCAUGGAUCGACUGAAUCCAGCGAUCGCAGGGCAAUAGAAUCUCCACUCUCGUUCUGCCUAUCCUGUGAACCAGAAGCACAGACGAUCUUCUCUGCAGUGAAACCAGCAUAUGUCAAGGGCUUUUUUUUUGGACAGACUGUUAGCCUGACAAUGUGGUCGGCUCGCCAAUUUUUGCCUGCGGAUUCAUUCUGCUCACUGUCAGUCCAGUACCAUCGAGAGUCUAUAGUGGGAGGAAAUGCCUGAGAUAUUCCCCUCACAAGUUUGUUCUCGUAAAGCAAUUCAUGUAGGUCGAAGCAGGUUUGGUGUUUUUUUCACUUCACCUCGUGUCUGCAUGAUACAAAUAGCCUUCACUUCUGGAAGUCACGGCCAAGUUAGGAACGUGUCACAUAUGAUGUAGCAUUAAGCCGCGGGUUGGACCCAUAUUUUACUCCUCAGAACGUGUUUGCAUUGGUUAUAUGGUCUGGCCAGUGACGAUGGAACUGGACUGGACAUACAGGUAUGUCCACUUCUCGUGGAUCGUACUCUGUUCUCGGCACUCGACUUUUCCACCGUCGUAUUUUGAAGGUAAACAUGCAGAGCUCGAAAACCAUGGGCGGUUUUUAAUCGGCCAGUCAGGUUGUGUGAGGUGAAUGUGACGCUGAAAUCUGUUCACCAUAUAAUCUUGCAAUCUGAGGAUAGACAACACAGCCUUGUGAAAGCCUUAGAGCGUUACUUGUGUACACGAGAUUGCAUAGCGUAGACAUCUCUAGGCAGCCUGGAGAUCCACGCAACAAUCAUCUCAAUCUUGAUCGAGAGAAGUAGAACGGAUCCUGACAGACCUGGAUUUUCUUCAUUUAAAUGACGAUCAGUCAGUCAUUCCUUCACCAAAAAGCCAAAGGCUUUUAGAAAAUCACGAAUAUACCUUCCUCACAUUAGUAUUGACAUUAUUCUCUACCACUAUGCACUGCAACUUACAGGAAGCGAAAGGGAACGAAAGUGUUCGUUACCAUGAUAGAUUUCGCAGUAGGUCUAAAGUUUAUUUCCGCCGGUGUCCUCAGCUGUGAGAUAAAUUUUCUGCAUCAAUACUCUUGUUCACUGUGCACAACCCAUAUGGUACCUGCCGCAAACAUCAACUGUAUAUGACCGUACGAACAGCUCAAACAGGUUAAGUUACACGCCCUGACGUGUAAGAAACCGGGACCGAUCGAUGGAGUUUACAGGUGGUUGAGACAAGAUCACCAGAGUCGUGGAGCGAAGAGGUGACAUACUGAGAGUCCGAUAUGUUCAAUGGUGAAAACCCCCAUUGAGAACGUCCUCACGUUUUCCUGUUUACAUUUCUCUGCGAGAACACCACCAAUGUUGAAAAACCCCAUUGAGAAAGUCCCCACGUUUCCUAUAUACAUUCCUCUAGUUAAGAGAACACCACUACAUCUCAUGUUAAUGAUAUAGAAGAGUGGUUGGAAACAUGUGUGAUGAAGUGGCA
Marchantia polymorpha subsp. ruderalis is the source of this 1633-nucleotide messenger RNA. NCBI's taxonomy places the organism in Eukaryota, Viridiplantae, Streptophyta, Marchantiopsida, Marchantiales, Marchantiaceae. The record is from the annotation of a GenBank genome assembly.